GAAAUGAAAUUAUUUUACAUUCGAUAUGACUAAAGUAUAGAGGAGUAUGAGAGCACAGAAUUAUCUUAUAUACAACGCAACCAUCAGUAAAGUAACAAAUUGGUUCCUGCUUUCACUCUUAUUCUUUCCUGUUGUGCUUAUGUGCCAAAGGAGUAAAAACAGUAUAUCUGUAGGCAGCGAAUACCAAGGAAAAAUUUUUAUUGCAAUUCCUAAAAAAUUAUCUAUGGACACAAACACAGUAUUCUCUAUAAUAGCGUAUAAUGUUCCUGAUAACGAAGUACUAAAAGUUUCAAUAAAGGACUUUCCUGGAAUGACAAAAGUUUUUUCAUCGAAGAGAGUUACUUUAAAAAAUGGAAUUCCAGUUUUUCUAAACAUUAAAUUGCAUUCUGAAAAACUUUUGAGGUAUACCGAUGUGCGAUUUGGUGGACCAAAAGUAUAUGUUCUUGUAGAAGCUAAAAUAGGACAAAAAUUUAACAAAAAAAUAAAAUUACUCGUUGAACACGAUAAGAGAUACGUUUUUCUACAAACGGACAAGCCAAUUUAUAACCAGCAGCAAAGAGUACAAAUACGAAUUAUUCCAUUGAACGAGAAGUUAUUACCUGAAAACUAUAAAAUUCGAGUACAGAUAAAGAAUCCUCAAGACAUAAUUGUUCAAGAAACUCUUUUUACAGAGCCAUGGAAGCAAUCCUCUGGUCAAUUUCCUAGAAUGAAUUUUACAUUUCCUCCAUUCUGCAUUUUAGGAAAAUGGAAAAUAGAAGUUUCGUAUGGAAUUAACUUUCAGCAAAAGACAUCUGUGGCAUUCCGUGUUGAAGAAUACACUCUACCAACAUUUACUGUGAAACUUCAAGUGCCAGAUGUAAUUUUACCUGAAAGUAAAGUAAUUAAUUUUACUGUACAAGCAGAGUAUGUUUACGGAAAGAAACUUAAUGGAAUUGUAGUGUACGCAUUGAAUGUUGUGAAUAAAUAUGGAGAGAUAUUUCCAGCAGGAACUAAAAGUGUCGCUAUGAAAGAGGGAGAAACAAAGAUUUCACUAUGUACUUUGGACGUCUUAAAGAUGGCAAAAGUCGAGUAUUAUUCGUACAAGAGUAUAUUGUCCGUUAAUGUUUCUGUCAUAGAUGCGGCAACAGGAAUGAUGAAAAAUUCAAGAGAAGAACGAAUCAAAUUCGUAAAAUCUCCAUUUAUUAUCUCAUUUAAGAAUUCGUUCAAGUACUAUAAACCAGGAAUAGUGUCUGUGAUAGUGGCUGAUAUCACCUAUUUAAAUGGCAGAUCUGCAGCGAAUAUUCCCACUUUAAUUAAAAUUACAGAUGCCAGUAAUAAAGAUAUAAGAGUAAAUGAAUGGAAACAUAACACUGACAGAAAAGGUCGUGUCAUUUACUAUGUCACACCACCAGCAGAUACUGCAUAUUUACAUGUCAUCGUGAAAACACGUGAUUGCAGAUACAAAAGUGGACAACAAGCUUCUGGGACACACACAAUGUACAAAUUUCCUUCCGAAAAUUUUGUAGCGAUAUCGAGAACGGCAUCAACAAGGAAAGCUCAAAUUGGAGAAAAGUUCGUUGCAAAUGUUUACGCUCAUCCCGCUAGUAAAUUAAAAAAAUUAUUUUAUUUGGUUAUGGCUCGUGGAAAAAUUCUACUUUUAGAACAUUUACAUAUAAAAAUAUUUCAACAGAAACGAUUGGAAUUUGUUAUUACCACUGAAAUGUCUCCAGUUAUAAGAAUUCUAUUAUUUUCUUUAUUGAAUAAAGAAUUACUGGUGGACUCGAUGAGAAUUGAAGUAGAAGAAAAAUGUGAAGCAAAAUCUGAGGUUACUGUAACUCCCGAUUUUACAAAUAAACGACCAGGAGGAGUUGGGAAAUUUAUCUUAAAAGGAGAAUCCAAGACGAAAGUAGGACUUCUCGUUGUAGACAAAGUAGCAUUUUCUCUGAAAAAUCAAGGAAAAAUUACUAGAGAGGAUUUAUUCCAGAGAAUUGCCAGUUACGAUUAUGGAUCAGGAUUAGGAGAGGGAGAAAAUUCUCAAAAAACUCUAUUCAAUUCUGGUUUAUUUCUUUUUGGGAAUUUCGAAAUAGAAAAUAAAAUGAAUAAAGAAAAUGAUCGUAUGGGAAUAAAUUACUUGAAAAGUGUCAAGUUUAAAGAAACAGACGAAGAAGACUUUAUCGAUCCUUACGAUGACGAGUUUUACUUCCAUGAUGUUGACAUUGACAAAGGUAUAGAAGAAGAAAUAUCACUUCGAACUGAUUUCCCAGAUACAUGGUUAUUUGAGGAUUUCGAAAUUGGAUCAGAUGGAAUUGCAGUCGCCAAUACAAAAUUACCGAACGGCAUCACAUCGUGGACUAUGCAAACAAUUAGUAUAUCACCUCAAUGGGGAAUGUGCAUUUCUAAUCUGAUGGAAGUGAAAUCAUUUAAAAGUGUCUUUCUUCGAGUUAAUUUUCCACAUUCUGUUGUACGCAAUGAAGAAUUGUAUCUUGAAGCAACUGUAAUCAACUAUUUUCCACAGAAAUUGCCAGUGACUGUCUAUUUUUGUGGUGUUAAAAACCUAUAUACUGGCGUAAAAGAAGGUGAGAAAAGCGAACAAAAGAAAAUUAUAAUUGAUCCUCUUUCUGCAAGGACAGUGAACUUUUUAGUUGUUCCAUUAGAGGCUGGGGAUUAUUUUAUUCGUAUUGUGGCUCUAAGCCAUUACGAUGAAGAUACUGUUGUCAAAAAAUUGCAUGUAGUGGCCGAAGGUGUUACUGAAGAAGUGGAUAUUUUCGUUACGUUAGAUCCAACAAACCAACAAAAAAAGAAAAAAUUAAACGUCGUUACAGAGGUUUUAUCAGAUAAUAUAGAUACAGCGAAGCAACUUCAGGUGAUUAAAUUAAGUCUCCAACCGAAGAAACCAUACAUUCUUGGAACUGAAAUGAGUGCCAUAUGUCUGGUUGGUACCGAAUGUGGUCCUACACUACAAACAACAUUACUCGAUCCACAACACUUAAUCGAAAUGCCCUUUGGCCGUUGCGAUCAGACAAUGAUGUACAUGGGUCUAGCAACAUACACUUUUAACUUGUUGAAAAAUAGAGACAAAAUUAAUAUGAAAAUCGAAAAGAGAUUAUAUGAUAUUAUGAGUGAAGGUUAUGAAAGAGCACUCAGUUUCAGAAAUAAAGAUGGUUCAUUCUCUGUCUGGAAGCACAAACCUUCCAGCAUUUGACAGGAGGUAAUGGAAAAAUCCCUAUGACUGCAUUUUUGCUCACUAUUUUGCAAGAAUGUAAAUGUAGUUAUGUAAAUUCAACUUGUGCUCGGCUAAAUGCGAAAUCAUUUUUGGAAAUGCAGUACGAAUCC
Centruroides sculpturatus (bark scorpion) is the source of this 3312-nucleotide messenger RNA. RefSeq names its product complement C3-like. The coding region runs from base 47 to 3181 and encodes 1044 amino acids. Gene Ontology annotation, molecular function: endopeptidase inhibitor activity. Lineage: Eukaryota; Metazoa; Arthropoda; Arachnida; Scorpiones; Buthidae. The transcript is spliced from 25 exons. The record is from RefSeq and is a predicted model, not a curated record.